Papaver somniferum (opium poppy) is the source of this 1464-nucleotide messenger RNA. RefSeq names its product probable LRR receptor-like serine/threonine-protein kinase At1g51810. The transcript is spliced from 7 exons. The record is from RefSeq and is a predicted model, not a curated record. Gene Ontology annotation, molecular function: protein binding. The coding region runs from base 1 to 1464 and encodes 487 amino acids. Lineage: Eukaryota; Viridiplantae; Streptophyta; Magnoliopsida; Ranunculales; Papaveraceae.
AUGGGUGGUGCUGUAGCAAAGAGGAGUUAUAACCCUUUUAUUGUAUCGGGUCACCAUGGCUUCACACCAGACAAAAGGAAGACGGAGACAAGAAAUCUAGGAGCUAAUGAGAAGAAUAAGAAUUCAGUCUCGACAGGAGACAAAGAUGGGAAAUGGGAAGUAUCUGCAAGCAUAAAAUCCCCUGCUAAGAUAGUUAAUGGUGCUAUGAGCAGUGAUACAUCUACCUCAGUGAGCACUACUAACACAUUCAGAUUUUUGAGUGCCCAAGACAAAUAUAGAACUACUCUUGAAGACUGUGAGGAUGGAAGCGAAUUCUUUGAUGUUUUAGACAAAUAUGGUCAUUAUCAGAGCUAUGAAAACAAAGCUGGAAAGAAAAUCCAUAGAGAGCUUUCAAAACUCAAAUGGAAUGGGUACCCUGAAGAUAGUUUCGAUUGGAUUUGGAGCUCUAUUGGACCACUAAGUAACCCUAGUCCAUUGAGGAGGAUUACAAGUGACUCGCCAUCCAUAAACGUCAGCAGUACUAUAGAUAAACCUCCGGAAGCGGUACUAAGAACAGCAUUAUUGCUUUUCAAUUCAUCCCAAGACAUAGCUUAUAGUGACACUACAAAUGUUACCGGUCCUUUGUUUUUCAACGCGUAUUUUUCAGAACCGAUUAAACUAAAUUCUACCCAGAAACGAUCAUUUAAAUUAGUUGUCAACGCUAAUCAAGAUAAUAGUUUGUUUUUCCCUGAGAACCCUCUGAUUCCACCUUACGGAGGCGCAUUGGAGCUCCACAUUGCCAACGUGUCUACCUUCAACUCUUUUUUUUCACUAGCGUUUUUCCGGACAAAUGAUUCAACUCUUCCUUCACUAAUCAAUGCUCUUGAAGGGUACACUGUCGGUGAUAAAUUAGCUCAAGGAACCAAUUCAAACGAUGUGAAAGCAUUGGGUUUAUUAAAGAAGAGUUUCAGUCAGCUACAAGAUUGGAGUGGUGAUCCUUGUUUACCUUCACCAUACACUUGGGAUUGGGUUACUUGUAAUAAUGAUACGGAUUCUCCUCGAAUUACAGCAUUGAAUCUCAAUGACCUUGGAUUAACAGGCACUUUACCAGACUUCAGUGCCAUGGAUGCUCUCAAAACCAUAAAUUUGCGCAACAAUAGUUUGACGGAAGAUAUUCCUGAAUUUCUUGGCACAUUUCCAGAACUCACAGUACUAAAUCUGGCCGAUAACAGCUUCUUGGGAACGGUACCUUCGUCAAUAUCAAAUAACGUCAAUUUGAAGUUCACUGCAACUGGUAAUCCAAACUUGUCGUGCACGCCCACAUCGAUAUUCAAUAUUGACCCCGCAUCAAAAAUUCCUCCCCCAAGCACUAACACUAAUGCUGAACCAAAAAUUCCUUCCCCAGCUGACAAAGGCAAAAGUUCUAAAACAUUAGCACAACCAAUAAUAAUACUUUUGAUUAUGUUUUCUGGUUUAUUACUGUAA